Molecule: messenger RNA, 811 nt
Organism: Panicum hallii
Lineage: Eukaryota; Viridiplantae; Streptophyta; Magnoliopsida; Poales; Poaceae
Product: probable nucleolar protein 5-2
Exons: 5
Coding region: 213-707 (164 amino acids)
Cellular component (GO): box C/D methylation guide snoRNP complex; small-subunit processome
Molecular function (GO): snoRNA binding
Source: RefSeq, a predicted model, not a curated record
CCCCCUAGUAUAAGUUUCUCCAAGUCCAAACCCUAGCGCUAAAACUCUUGUGGCGGCUAUCUCUCCUUUACCCACCCGCCCCCUCUCCGUUUCGAGGGCUGCCGCAGGCGAAACCUCUCUUCGCCUCGCCCUCUCCAACACCCAAUCUCCCCCAGGUCAAGGGCGGGGGCUUAUUUGGUUUGUUUCAGCGGAGAUAGUCGGGUGCUACCGAGAUGUUGGUGCUGUUCGAGACCCCCGCGGGGUUCGCCCUCUUCAAGGUGCUCGACGAGGGGAAGCUGGACAAGGAUCUAUGGAAGGAGUUCACAACAUCGGACUCGGCGAGAAGGGUGGUUGAGCUGAAGGCUUUCAACAAGUUUGAGAACACAUCUGACGCUCUCUCUGCCGCAACCCUGAUUAUUGAUAGCAAGCCUAGCAAGGGUGUACGCAAGUUCUUGCAGAAGCACUGUGAGGGUGAAACAUUAGCUGUUGCUGAUUCUAAGCUUGGAAAUGCUAUAAAGGAAAAGCUGAAAAUUGACUGCAUUCACAACAGUGCUGUGAUGGAGCUGAUGAGAGGGCUGAGAAAUCAGCUCACUGAGCUUAUAACUGGGUUGGGUGCACAAGACCUUGGUCCGAUGAGCUUGGGACUGUCCCACAGCCUGUCUAGGUAUAAGCUCAAGUUCAGUCAUGAGAAGCUGAGUCUGAUGCCAUUGCUAUUUCGUUUUUGCUAAAUUUUUGCCUUUUUAUUGUCCCAUCACUUGUUGCUUCACAUAAACAUAUCCUUAAUCAGUUCUAAAACUCCUAUAAAUUCUAAUUUAAUUUUUAAAUUUGAGUU